This is a messenger RNA of Xenia sp. Carnegie-2017, 1466 nucleotides long. RefSeq names its product centrosomal protein of 152 kDa-like. Lineage: Eukaryota; Metazoa; Cnidaria; Anthozoa; Malacalcyonacea; Xeniidae. Gene Ontology annotation, biological process: centriole replication. The transcript is spliced from 7 exons. Bases 115 to 1278 code for a protein of 387 amino acids. Gene Ontology annotation, cellular component: centrosome. The record is from RefSeq and is a predicted model, not a curated record.
GCUAUUUUUUAAAUCAAAUGAGUAUUUCAUAUUUGUGAUAGUUAUUUUGGUCAUUUCACGAUCAAUUCAUGAUUCAAUUUCUUCAAAAAAUAUGUAUGGUUAGGACUUUACAAUAUGACAGGACUAAGCCAAGUAAAUUUUGACGUUGAGGGUUUAGGAGAUGACGAAGAUGAAGAGCUUGACAAGGAAGAUGCAGAGCGAGAAAGAGAGCUUCACGAAUUGCUCAUUAAUGAGCUUCCUGAAGAUUUGCUUGAAGAUAACAAUGUCUCCUUCACGUCGCCUGCUCAUAGUUCUAUGAACCAAUCACUUGAAAAUAUGAACGAAAUCGAGAAUCUCAGGGAUCAUUUGGGGUCACAGGGAGCGGGACCUCCUCAAAUGAAUCAAAUUAAUAUGCUGCUAACGAAGCGUGGUGAAGAUUUUAUACAAAGGUUUGGAACUAGUACAACACCAGAUGAAGAAUACCAUCAAAUGUUGUUGGAUGACAAUGAUGUAAAAAUAUUACAAACUGAUUACCAUGACAGUAAAUAUGGAUAUACGGAAGAUGAUGGUGAAUACAGAAAUGAUCACCAUAUGCAGUAUGCAUACCAUGAUGGUGAUAAUUUAUCUGUUGGUAGUGGUGAUUCUUACCAUAAUGAUGGUGAUGAAGACAUUGUUGAUGAUGGUGGAAAUGUUGUUGAUAGAGAAGAGUAUUGUGAAGGCACAUAUGAUGUUAACAUUGAUACUCAAGGUUACAACCCAUCAUAUCAUAAUGAACUUCAGGAUUCAACUUCACCUGGCAUCAACAUGAUUGAAGAUUUCAAAGUUCAAUACAAGAGAGGAGGCACACUUGACAUGAUAUCAACACAACAUAAGAACUUUCAACAACAAUCCAUGUUAGACAAGGCAUCAGGAUCAUCAUCAACAGUGGAAAUGGCUCAGUUAAAGAUACUUCAUGAUGCAAGGAAACGGAAACUUGAGGAACUCGCAAAGGAAAUGGCCAGCAAGGAAAAGGAUUAUGAAAGACAGAUACGUGUCUUGAAGCAUCAAUUGGCACUUGCGAAAGGUGAACGCGACGGAAUGGCAUCAAGUUUGAAGCAUGCACAAGAAAUUGCAACUAACCGUCAAAGUGAAUUAGACGAAAUUCAACGUAAACUAGAAAAUGCUGAUAUCGAGAAGGAACAAUUACUUAACAAUAAAGAUGAGAUCGCCAGUCAGUUGGAGUCGGCAAAGAAAACGAUCGAAAACCUCCAUCAGCAAGUGAUGCAGUUAGAGAUCAGAGUCUCUAUCGCGAGCACGUGAACAACACGAGAACAUCAUUGCUGCAACCAAAAAAAGACAUGAGGAAGAUGUGACACGUUUGAAGCAGAAACUUGAUGAUGUUAGUAAUACGUUAAUGUGGAAGGAAGAAGAAACCAAACGACUUCAAGACGAACUUGGCCAAGCUAGAAAAGAGGCGGAUCGUGUGAGACUGGACAGAGCGGAGACCG